Messenger RNA from Brenthis ino (lesser marbled fritillary), 522 nucleotides. The record is from the annotation of a GenBank genome assembly. Lineage: Eukaryota; Metazoa; Arthropoda; Insecta; Lepidoptera; Nymphalidae.
AUGCCAAACGCCGAUAAGAGGUCGACUUUGGGCUUAGAUCACUUUGAAAAAAUGUACCGGGUUGGAGACAAAGACGUCAAGUUACAGCUUUGGGAUACUGGUGGAAUGGAAAGAAUAGCAUCAGUUACUUCAAGUUAUUACAAAUAUGCCGAAGCAGCCAUCCUCGUAUUUUCUUUGGAUAAUGCUUCUUCAUUUCAUGUAUUGAGUCAACAUCUACUGGAUAUUGUAACUUACGCCGAGAAUGCAAAAAUAUAUUUAUGUGGCAACAAAUCAGAUUUAGAAGGAUCAUGUCCCCAAGUUACAGAUGCUGAUAUAGACAUCUUUUGUGAACAGUGUCACAACCUCAUCAGCAGUACAUAUAAAACAUCUUGUAAAAGUGGACAAGGCUUAGAAGAAAUGUUUAUAGAUAUUGCUCAGCAAUUGGUUGAAUCAAAUAGAUCAAGAAUUGAACUUCAGAGAUUAGAUCACAAUAGUUUCAAAAUAACUAAUCCAGAACCACCAGAUGAGCCAUCCUGUAAUUGU